UUACUCAAAUUCGACGUGAGACAAUUUCAAAAUUCAUUAUUUCAGUCUUUUUCGAAAUGCCUAAGAUUGUCUUCUUCUUAAUUGUUUCUCAAUUAUUGAUAAUUUCGGCUCAAUUUUUGAGAUACCAUCCUUUGAGUCGAGAAAAACGAACCCUGAUUUGGCCCAAAGGCACCGGAGUGGUCCAAGCAAUUGCAGGUUUUGGAAUCCCAGUUGAUUUGAAAAAAGAAACAGUAAUAGUCGGGACUGUCUUCAAAGCAACUUAUCACGUUCCUGAAAAUGUCACUGAAUUAAAAGCUCCUUAUGUCACUUACGAACGGAAAAAACGGUCAGCAACUCGAUGGGACAUUUACAAUGUAUUGUCACAAGCUUUCGAGAUGCGCGGAUUUGAAGGAAAACCUUGCAUUCUGCGAACUAUCUGUGAAGUCGCUCAUACUCCCCUCGAAAAGAAUUACGGAUUUUUCCACGAGCUGAUUCACACAAUUUUCACACCAAGCAGUACUAACGAAAAUGUCGAAUUGAAUGCUGAUAACGAAUAUUACGCUGCACAAUUGAUUGGAAAAGAAAAAGGAAAUUGCGGAAAAGUCUUUCACGACUGUCGUACAAGCUUAUUAGAUAUGAUCACAAUUUAUGACAACUUGUAGACUGUUUUUUUUUUGAAAAUAUAAAAUCAACAAGUGUCUAGCG
Molecule: messenger RNA, 684 nt
Organism: Tribolium madens (black flour beetle)
Lineage: Eukaryota; Metazoa; Arthropoda; Insecta; Coleoptera; Tenebrionidae
Exons: 4
Coding region: 57-641 (194 amino acids)
Source: RefSeq, a predicted model, not a curated record